Scleropages formosus (Asian bonytongue) is the source of this 6619-nucleotide messenger RNA. RefSeq names its product protein tyrosine phosphatase receptor type T (gene ptprt). Gene Ontology annotation, biological process: protein dephosphorylation. The transcript has 34 exons. Gene Ontology annotation, molecular function: protein binding; protein tyrosine phosphatase activity. Gene Ontology annotation, cellular component: membrane. Bases 370 to 4851 code for a protein of 1493 amino acids. NCBI's taxonomy places the organism in Eukaryota, Metazoa, Chordata, Actinopteri, Osteoglossiformes, Osteoglossidae. The record is from RefSeq and is a predicted model, not a curated record.
CACCCGUGCGCAUCGCGUCUGAUAGGGCAGGUGUAGGGACCCGGGGGACGGGCUCAUCUACUCCGCUCUCUCUUCCCCCCUCUCUUCUCCAGCAGUUACUGGUACUCAACUGAAGCCCAACAAUCAGAUCAGGAUUGUGCCUUUAAAUACUGUCACUGCGAUCCCAAUGCGAGGACACCGCGAGCGCUGCCAGGAACGCAGACGCGAGCGCAGACAGGCGCGCGGACAGCAGCAGCAACAGCGGCAGCAGCAAAAGCAGCAGCAGCAGCAGCAGCAACAGCAGCGACGUAGCGAGGCGCGCGGACCGGAGCGCGGAGAGGCACGCGCUGUGCGGACGCUCGGACGGUAUGUGCAGUGAAGAGCCUCAGGAUGGAUAGACGGAUGUACUUUGCUGUCGCUCUCCUCUUUCGCCUGCUGGACUGCGCGCGCGGACAGUUCUUCCCAGGCAGCUGCUCUUUUGAAGAGCACUACAGCAGCUGUGGGUACAGCGUGGCCCUUGGGACCAGCGGCUUCGCCUGGGAACAAGUCAACACUUGGGAGAGGCCCACCAUGGACUCUGUCAUCCCCACAGGUUCCUUUAUGGUGGUCAAUGCCUCAGGCCGUGCCUCAGGACAGAAAGCCCACCUGCUGCUCCCCACCCUAAAGGAAAAUGACACGCACUGCAUCGACUUCCACUACUCGUUGUCGAGCCGCGACAGUUCCAGCCCUGGGGCCCUGAACGUCUACAUCAAGGUGAACGGGGGCCCACAGGGGAACCCCGUGUGGAAUGCCUCGUCUGCCACUGAGGGCUGGGUGAAGUCUGAGCUGGCCAUCAGCACCUUCUGGCCCAACUCCUACCAGGUAAUAUUCGAGGCUGUGUCCAUGCAAGGCCAUCCAGGGUUCAUUGCAGUGGAUGAAGUUCGAGUUCUGGCACACCCUUGUCGGAAAGCGCCCCAUUUUUUGCGGCUCCAGAAUGUGGAGGUGAACGUGGGGCAGAAUGCCACCUUCCAGUGCAUAGCUGGAGGAAAGUGGUCCCAGCACGACAAGCUGUGGCUGCAGCAGUGGAAUGGUAAAGAUACAGCCCUCAUGGUGACCAGGGUGGUGAACCACAGGCGUUUUUCUGCCACCGUGAGUGUUGCAGACACGGCGCAGAGGAGUGUGAGCAAGUACAGAUGUGUCAUCCGCUCUGAUGGUGGAUCAGGGGUGUCUAACUAUGCGGAACUGAUUGUAAAAGCACCACCAACUCCCAUUGCCCCACCUGAGCUGCUGGCUGUGGGAGCCACCUACCUGUGGAUCAAGCCCAAUGCCAACUCCAUCAUCGGAGAUGGGCCCAUUAUCCUGAAGGAGGUGGAAUACCGUACCACCAGGGGCAACUGGGCUGAGACGCACAUUGUAGAUGCGCCCACCUACAAGCUGUGGCAUCUCGAUCCUGAUGUGGAGUAUGAGAUCAAAGUGCUACUAACGCGGCCAGGGGAGGGUGGGACGGGUCCACCUGGACCACCUCUCAUCACUCGCACAAAGUGUGCAGAUCCAGUCCAUGGGCCCCAGAACGUGAAUGUGGUGGACAUCCGUGCUCGUCAGCUGACCCUGCAGUGGGAGAUGUUUGGCUAUGCCGUGACCCGCUGCCACAGUUACAACCUGACUGUGCAGUACCAGUACGUCUUCAACCAACAGGAGUUUGCCGCCGAAGAGCUCAUCCAGACCUCAUCACACUACACGCUACGAGGCCUGAGGCCCUUUGUCACUGUCCGCUUACGACUGGUGUUGGCCAACCCCGAGGGCCGCAAGGAGAGCGAGGAAAUCGUCAGGCAGACAGAGGAGGAUGUGCCUGGCUCGGUCCCAGUGGAGUCCAUACAAAGCAGCCCAUAUGAGGAGAAGAUCUACAUGCAGUGGAAAGCUCCGAACGAGACCAAUGGAAUGAUCACCCUUUAUGAGGUUACCUAUAAGGCCCUCAGCUCCCUCGACCCCACGGCAGAGUUGUCCGCCCAGCGCGGCAGGGUCUUCAAGCUACGCAACGAGACCCAUCAUCUCUUCAUGGGACUGUACCCAGGCACCACCUAUGUAUUCACCCUCAAGGCCAGCACGAGCAAAGGUUUUGGACCACCAGUGACCACACGCAUUGCCACCAAGAUUGCUGCACCCUUGAUGCCUGAGUAUGAGACGGACACACCACUAAAUGAGACGGACACCACCAUCACAGUGUUACUGAAGCCUGCGCAGUCCAGGGGAGCUCCUGUCAGUGCCUAUCAGCUGGUGGUGAAGGAAGAGCGCAAGCAGAAAACUCGACGGGCCGCUGAUGUGGUGGAGUGCUUCUCCGUACCCAUCAGCUUCAGGAAUGCUUCCAUCCUGAACUCGCCGCACUACUUUGCAGCUGAGCUGUUGCCUGUCAGCUUGUCUGUAGUGCAGCCCUUCACAGUGGGCGAUAACAAGACGUACAACGGCUACUGGAACGCCCCCCUGUCUCCAGUCAAGAGCUACAGCAUUUACUUUCAGGCCUUGAGCAAAGCCAAUGGGGAAACUAAAAUCAACUGUGUGCGGCUGGCUAAUAAAGUGGUAAUAGGUAGGGGACAAAUAACCACGCCGUACAUUGUUGUCAUCCCCAGUGAAGGAGCAUCCACCCAGAACUCAAACGCGGUGGAGCCUGAGAAACAGGUGGACAGCACAGUCAAGAUGGCGGGCGUCAUCGCUGGGAUCCUCAUGUUUGUAAUCAUCCUGCUGGGCGUGGUGCUGACGUUUAAGAGGAGAAGAAAUGCGUAUUCCUACUCUUAUUACCUGAAGCUCGCCAAGAAGCAGAAGGAGACGGCAAGCAGCAGCACGCAGAGGGAGAUGGGCCCAGUGGGGAGCGGUGACAAGGGUGCAGGCAAAGUGAGCACACUGCACAAGGACGACCCUUUCUCCACCAGUACCCAGGACCUCAAUGGCUUCUCCUCCCCCUCCCCUUGCUCCUUCUCUGUGCAGGGCAAAACGCUACAGAGCAAAUCGCUCUUGAAUUCCUACUACUCAGUAUCUAAAGAGCCAGUUCCUGCAACUUCAUCUUUGGAUGGUAGCCAUGGGGACAUGGCCCAGUCAACUCUGACCAUCCAGACGUAUCCAUAUGGGGGAUGUGAGUCCGUGGAGAUGUCCUACCAGGCGGGACAGUUCCAGCCAGCCAUCCGUGUGGCUGACCUUCUGCAGCAUAUCACACAGAUGAAAUGUGGUCAGGGCUAUGGGUUCAAAGAAGAGUAUGAGGCACUCGCUGAAGGACAGACGGCCCCCUGGGACACAGCAAAGAAAGACGAGAAUCGCAACAAGAACCGAUAUGGGAACAUCAUCGCUUAUGAUCACACUCGUGUCAGACUGCAGCUGCUGGAUGGGGACCCACACUCUGACUACAUUAAUGCAAACUAUAUUGAUGGUUAUCAUAGACCAAGACAUUACAUUGCAACACAAGGUCCGAUGCAGGAGACCGUAAGAGACUUCUGGAGAAUGAUCUGGCAGGAAAAUUCAGCCAGCAUCGUCAUGGUAACCAACCUGGUGGAGGUGGGCAGGGUGAAGUGUGUGAGAUACUGGCCUGAUGAAACAGAAGUGUACGGGGAUAUCAAAGUCACUCUGAUUGAGACGGAGCCCCUGGCAGAAUAUGUCAUUCGUACCUUCACUGUCCAAAAGAAGAGCCACCAUGAGAUUCGAGAGCUACGCCAGUUCCACUUCACCAGCUGGCCUGACCACGGGGUGCCCUGCUAUGCCACUGGCCUCCUGGGCUUCGUUCGCCAGGUCAAGUUCCUGAACCCACCAGAUGCCGGCCCUAUUGUGGUCCAUUGCAGCGCGGGGGCAGGCCGUACAGGCUGUUUCAUUGCUGUGGACAUCAUGCUGGACAUGGCCGAAAAUGAGGGCGUUGUUGACAUUUUCAACUGCAUCCGGGAGCUUCGUUCUCAGAGGGUUAACAUGGUGCAAACAGAGGAGCAGUAUGUCUUUGUCCACGAUGCCAUCCUUGAGGCCUGUUUGUGCGGUAACACGGCAAUCCCUGUCUGCGAGUUCAGAGCAGUAUACUACAACAUCAGCAGGCUGGAUCCUCAGACGAACUCCAGUCAGAUCAAGGAUGAGUUCCAGACACUGAACAUUGUAACCCCGCGAGUGCGGCCAGAGGACUGCAGCGUGGCACUGCUACCCCGCAACCACGACAAGAACCGCAGCAUGGAUGUGCUGUCAGCCGACCGCUGCCUGCCCUUCCUCAUCUCAGUCGACGGAGAGUCCAGCAACUACAUCAAUGCUGCGCUCAUGGAUAGCCAUAAACAGCCAGCAGCCUUCAUUGUCACACAGCAUCCUCUGCCCAACACGAUCGCUGACUUCUGGAGGCUGGCUUUCGACUACAACUGCUCGUCCAUUGUGAUGCUGAACGAGAUGGAUGCAGCGCAGCUGUGCAUGCAGUACUGGCCCGAGAAGAGCUCCUGUUGCUACGGACCCAUUCAGGUGGAGUUCAUCUCUGCAGACAUUGAUGAAGAUAUCAUCAACAGGAUCUUCCGCAUCUGCAAUAUGGCCAGGCCCCAGGAUGGCUACCGGCUGGUGCAACACUUCCAGUUCAUUGGCUGGCCAGCGUACCGAGACACGCCCCUGUCCAAGCGUUCGAUCCUGCAGCUGGUGCGUCGCCUGGCCAAGUGGCAGGAACAGUAUGAUGGCGGUGAUGGACGCACAGUGGUGCACUGCCUCACUGGAGGUGGCCGCAGCGGCACCUUCUGUGCCAUCUGCAGUAUCAAUGAGAUGAUCCAGCAGCAGAACAUUGUGGAUGUUUUCCAUACUGUCAAGACACUAAGGAACAACAAGGCCAACAUGGUGGAGACCAUGGAGCAGUACAAGUUCUGCUACGAAGUUGCUCUCGAGAGCCUGACCUCCUUCUGAGGGCCGCGGUGGAGAAAGAGGACCAGAGAGCUGCAGCGGGACGCGCGGACCGACUGCGAAUAGUGCCGGCAUGGUGUCUGUGCGACUGAGCUGCCAAAGCCCCUACGGAGGGUGUCGUCCCGCAGACCGGGGCUGUGUGCGUGUGGGCGUGCAUGUGUGUCUGUGCGUGCGUGCGUGCGUGCGUGCGUGUGUGCUCCUGAAAGCCUGGCGCCCCAGUCGUUGUAAAAACAAAAACAGCAAAAAUAGACAUUGUGUUAAUACGUCGCUUUAUUCUUCUUCUUUCAAUGUCCAGCAUUGACGCGUGCAUCCUGGGCUGUAACGUGAUCUUGUACAGUUACUUUCUUUUUAGAUAUACAGUAUGCCUUGAAUGUCGUCCCCCUCUUCUCAGUGUUAAAAGACAAACAAACAUGCAGCAAGACACUGUGUGGAGUCACAGGCUGCGUGACACUGUCCCUGGGCUUUGCCAUUUGCUUUGGCUUCAACCUGACAGCAAACAAUUCCAGAUGAGGCAAAGCCAAAGGGCUGCAUAUAAAUAUAUAUAUAAAUAUUUAUAUAUUUUGUACUUCUUUAUGUUUAACAAUUCCUGCUGCAUUGGUAAUAAACACACAUGUACAUGACACAAACUGGGUGAACUGUAAGCACGAGGGUGAAUUCCCGCUGGUUUUGUAACUCGUUUCCGUUACAAUGUCACUCAUCUGCGCGAUGAAGAUGCUCCCACCCCGUGGUCUCCCGCACCACGCAGACAAUCAGUCCUCUCGAUUUCCAUGCUACGUGCGGUUCAUGGCAUGAGAAGUGAACGCCGAGUGUCCCUCCUCUGGCCAAACUCGCCGAUACUUGCGGAACCAAGGCUCAAUCCCGGACCAUCACAAAUGGCUAUUUUUGGGACUCCUCUGUUUUGUAAAUUGCACUUUAUUUUGUGAAAAACUUCUUUACCUCAGUGCACAGCUGUAAAUCCACCUCUCGGUUUGCUUUAUUUGAUCGUGCCAUGUUAAUCAUUUUCAAUUUGCAGAACUCUUCUCACUGCAUCCCAGCUGGCACAAAACAUUUUGUCAACAACAACAAUCAAUGACAUUUUAAGGCGCUUGUGAUUAGGUUAUAAAAAAGCCACUCUGCUCCUGAGAAGUUACCAGAACACUGUAAGUAAUGUCUGAAUUAUAUAACCUACCCUGCUUCACACCCUGUGCUUCCAGGAUAGACUCUGGAACACCAAGGCCCUAUAUUGUAUAAGAUAAUGAUAAUAAUGCAUUUUUGAGCACUGUGUCGCAGUUGCAGAAUGUUUUGAAAUGCUGCUGUGUAUUAAAAAAGGAAAAAAAUCUUUUGAAACCAUACAAAAAUUUUUUAUGUCAAACAUGGCAGCUUAAUUUGACCAGCUGGGUUUCAGAGACAUCAAAAUUACAGUGACGUAUGUGGUGUAAACCUCAGGAUUGGGUUUAAGUGAAUUUUUUACAUUUCAAAAUAAAAAAAAUAACAUUUUAUUUAUUUUUCAAAAAUAAGUUUAUGUAUAAAAAAUCAGUCUUCUGUUCCUUACAAUUUUGAUCGGGAAAAAACCAGUGACCUUUCAGACUGAGAAAACAAAUUCUUAACAGCACAGAUUUAUUUCUAUUUGCUUUGUUCCCCUGAUUUUCCAUCCUUGUACUUGUAAAAUUUUCUUUGUAUUACUAUUAAUGUGAUAUUUAGAUUUGGUGAUUAAAUUGCCAUGGUUGUUUUGUCGUUUGAAAUGUGGUAACACCAAUAAAGGGACCAAAAUGUUGAACAUUACAAGAGCUCU